Messenger RNA from Ricinus communis (castor bean), 1279 nucleotides. Its product is annotated as bifunctional epoxide hydrolase 2. NCBI's taxonomy places the organism in Eukaryota, Viridiplantae, Streptophyta, Magnoliopsida, Malpighiales, Euphorbiaceae. The transcript is spliced from 5 exons. The record is from RefSeq and is a predicted model, not a curated record. Bases 205 to 1140 code for a protein of 311 amino acids. Gene Ontology annotation, molecular function: hydrolase activity.
AAAACCCCACUUGUGAUUACCAUCUGACGUUUACAGAAAAAGAACAAUUGCGGAGAUGCUCCACUAUAGGUAGUUUUAAACAGACUAGAAAUGAACUAUUCUUCGUAGUAUAUCACUGGAUCAUUUAUUGUGAUAUACAAAUAUAGAAAGAAAAAAGAAGAAGCAAAUAAUAAGUCAAACUCUGAAGUCUCUCUUUUCAGCUAAAUGGAUCAGAUGCAACACAACUUUGUUAGCAUAAGAGGAGUGAAGCUUCACGUUGCUGAGAUUGGAUCUGGCUCUUUAGCAGUUGUCUUCAUACAUGGGUUUCCAGAAAUAUGGUAUUCAUGGAGACAUCAAAUGAUUGCUAUUGCAAACGCUGGAUACCGAGCAAUUGCACCUGAUUUAAGAGGCUAUGGAUUGUCUGAGCCACAUCCACAGCCUGAAAAGGCUUCCUUCAAUGAUUUUGUGGAGGACACUGUAGCUAUCCUUGAUUAUUACCAGAUCCAAAAGGCAUUUUUGGUUGGAAAAGACUUUGGUUCAUGGCCUGUUUAUCUGCUCUCCCUUUUCUACCCAAGUAGAAUUUCUGGAGUUGUGUCAUUAGGAGUGCCAUUCUUUGUUCCUAGGCCCCGGCGAUACAAGGAACUUCUUCCUGAAGGUUUCUACAUCUCUAGGUGGAAGGAACCUGGAAGAGCAGAGGCUGACUUUAGCAGAUUUGACGUGAGAACUGUAUGGAGGAAUAUUUACAUACUCUUCUCAAGAAAUGAAAUUCCUAUAGCAGAGAAAGAUAAAGAGAUCAUGGAUUUGGUGGAUCCAUCCACUCCUCUACCCCAAUGGUUGAGCAAUGAGGAUAUUGCCAUCUAUGCAACUUCAUAUGAAAAAUCUGGAUUUGAUUCUCCAAUGCAAGUCCCUUACAAAGGGUUGCCGGAGGAAUUCACAAUGACUGAUCCCAAGGUUCAGGUCCCAGUGCUGCUAAUAAUGGGUGAGAAAGAUUAUUUCCUUAAAUUUCCAGGGAUUGAGCACUACAUAACAAGUGGAGAAGUAAAGAAUUAUGUUUCGGAUUUGGAGAUAGAAAGCUUGCCGGAUGGUACCCAUUUUAUCCAAGAGCAAUUCCCAGAUCAGGUGAAUCAACUAAUGGUUAGCUUCUUAGAGAAACAUGCUUGAUCUGGUCCUUGUCCAGUCGCAAAAAUAAUGAUAAAAUGUAAUAAUAAUGAAUCCAUGUCCUUGUAAGCAGAAAGAUCUUAGGAGGAUAUUAUUUGGCACUCAAAAGUUUGCAAUCUAUUAGAUUAUGUUUAAAUCCAUG